AUCUCUGGAGAAUAUCGUGAUGUUUUAAUCCUGAUAGAGAACAUGUUCAACCCAAAUAGCUCGAUAUUUCGUUACUUUUGAGUCACUGCUCAGUAAACACAACUACUUUAUUUUCUGGUUCGGUUCCAGUCUGGCUGAUGAAAUCUGGGCCGCUCCUUUUCUUUCCCAACUGGUUUUCUGUCCGUUCUGGUUCUCUGUUGUUUGCGUUAAUGAUCCUCCUCACCUGCAGGCUUUGGGCGGAACCGGACUCCUCCCACCGCCGAACGCAGCUCCUUCCACCCGCUGGCUCGGUGACACUUCCUGAUGUACCUGAGCAGGUGAGGAGGAGGAGCAGAACUUUUCUUCAUCAUCACUUCGACCAUUCGCGGCAUGAAAACACAGCAGAGGAUCAGCGUUCGGUUCUCUCCUUCCAUCGGGUCCAGUGUGCCUUAAACACGGACCUCCUUCCGAACAACAGCAGCUACCGAUGAUCUCAAUACGGCACAGGAUCGGUGGUUCAGCAGAGGCUCAUAGAGGUUUCAGGGCAGCGGGCCUCCAGGACUGGAGUUUGACAUCUGUGCUUUAGGAUGACCGACUCUAUGAAAACUCAGCUGGUGAGCGCCAUCCAUCUGCAGCAGGUGGAACUGCAAGAAAAACCUACAGGCAACUCGCAAGGCAACAACAGCAACAGCAACAAUGCUGCAGCAGAUGAGAAGUUCACUGUGGAGGAAGCUGUGGAAACCAUCGGCUUUGGACGCUUCCACGUCCUGCUGUUUGUCAUCAUGGGCAGUGCCAAUAUUGUGGAGGCCAUGGAGAUCAUGCUGCUAGCUGUAGUUUCUCCAGAGAUUCGAUGCGAGUGGCGCUUGGAGGACUGGCAGGUCGCCCUCGUCUCCACGAUGGUGUUUGUUGGCUUCAUGGUUUGUGGAGUUUUGGCCGGUUACAUCGCUGACAGAUAUGGACGCUGGAAGGUUGUGUUUGGAGGUUAUGUGUGGAGCGCCUAUUUCUCUCUGCUCACCUCGUUCGCUCCAACGUAUGGCUGGUUUAUCUUCCUGCGCAGCAUGGUGGGCUGCGGCGUUGCAGGAGUGUCACAGGGGUUUGUGUUGAAGACAGAGUUCAUCCCUGCCAAGUACCGAGCCUACCUGCUGCCUCUGGGCACCAUCUUCUGGAUGACCGGCUCCAUGCUCAUCAUCCUCCUCGGCAUGCUGGUGGUUCCCACUAUGGGCUGGAGAUGGAUGAUCCGGCUCUCCAUCACACCAAGCAUCAUCCUCAUCUUCCUCUUCAAGUUAAUUCCUGAGUCGGCCCGUUACAACGUGUCAGCAGGGAAAGUUGAUGCUGCCGUCAAAACCCUGCAGAGGAUCGCCACGAUGAACCGAGCUUCUCUUCCUCCUGGACGGCUGGUGGAACCCGCUCUGAGGGAACGCGGCAGCUGGAGGGUUCUGUUCAGUCCCACCUUCAGGAGGACGUCCCUCCUGCUCUGGUACUCAUGGUUUGUGGCGUCCUUCGCGUACUACGGCUCAGUGCUGAGCAGUUCAGAGCUGCUGGAGAAAAACCUGCUGUGUGUGAUGAAUGCCGACGCAGAGCAUCAGGUCAAACACCGCCAUGAGAGCGGACUCUGCUACUGCAUCCCCUUUGGAAGCAGCGACUACCAGACGCUACUCAUCAGCUCCCUGGGAGAAGUCGCAUUGGUUCCGUUAAACAUCGUCCUGCUUAACGUGUUCGGACGGAGGAUAAGUCUCACUGUGCUUCAACUGUUAACAGCUCUUCUGUUCAUGAUGGUCAACAUCUGCACAACAAUGUUUGGCUUCACUGUGCUGCUGUUCCUGCUGCGAUCUCUGGUCUCCAUGAACUUUAACGUGGUUUACAUUUACACAGCUGAGGUUUACCCAACCAUAGCGCGAUCUCUUGGGAUGGGUUUCUGCACCUCCUUCAGUCGGAUUGGAGGGAUGAUCGCUCCAUUUAUUGCGCAGGUGCUCAUGUCGCGGUCUGUGAUUCAAGCUCUCACUCCGUUUGCGGUUGCUUGUGUCAUCUGUGCUCUGGGAAACUUUCUGUUACCGAUAGAAACCAGAGGUCGAGCUUUGCUGCAAAUCUCCUGAGGAUUUCCCUGCACAGCUUCUCUUAGAUUUUUUUCUGCGUGUUACUGGACCUGGAAGUCCGGAACGUUUCUGUUCAUAUUCUCAAAGAAACAAGAGUUUAGUGUUUUGCUUCAUGCUGGACUUGUUCACAUCUAAUCAAUCCAGAGUUUCUGCUGUUAUGAAAUACCAGGAGGAAAAACAUCUGUUACAGUCAACAUACUGAAGUUACUGCAAAGAUUGUUCCUGACAGAAACAUUAAUUAUUUUUUUUUAACUUUGUGUUUUCUGCUGUAACAGGUUUUUUUAUUUCAGUCUCUUAAAUGCCCAAAAUAAAGCCCAUUAAUCCAGGUGAA
Messenger RNA from Gambusia affinis (western mosquitofish), 2403 nucleotides. It is a transcript of the gene svopl, whose product is annotated as SVOP-like. Lineage: Eukaryota; Metazoa; Chordata; Actinopteri; Cyprinodontiformes; Poeciliidae. Gene Ontology annotation, cellular component: membrane. The coding region runs from base 567 to 2072 and encodes 501 amino acids. Gene Ontology annotation, molecular function: transmembrane transporter activity. The record is from RefSeq and is a predicted model, not a curated record. Gene Ontology annotation, biological process: transmembrane transport. The transcript is spliced from 16 exons.